ACAAUUUUUUUUAAAUAAAUAAAUAAUAAUAACAACAGGGUCCGGUCCUCGUGUUACCCACAACGGUAAACGUCUAGACCGCACGGUUCCGUCGGGACGGACCACGGACUGCCCAGUGGGGGGGUAGGUGCGCACCUCGGCAGGCUAAACGCGAACCUCCCUCUCCCUCUCCCUCUCCCUCUCCCUCUCUUCUCUCGCUUUCUCUGUAUAUAAGUUGGCUUUGGCGACACGGAAGAAACCACGCCCAUUUCUUACUCCUACUUCUCUCUCACUCUACUUUCGCCCGCUACUUUCUCCUUCCACAGAUAUUGCAUGGCCGCCAAUUCGCAGAGUCGGGGACUGGCGAGUUUCGGGAAGCGAUUCGUGAACCAGAUCCGGAGCGGCAACUCGCGCGAUCCGACUCGGCUUGCCCCCGUCUCCGCCUCUGCUCAUAGUACCACUGUUAGGAGGACUGUCCACUUCUCUGCCUACGACAAGAACCUGGACGAUCAAAUCCGCCCAACCAUCGUCCCGGAUGAUGUGAUCCAGCCUGGGCAACCUGAAAAGUACUGGGCCCCGCACCCUCAGACCGGGGUCUUUGGCCCUGCCCACACCGAGCAGGUUCCGGUGGCGGGUGGGGGCAGCAGUGAGCGUGGCAUCCACAGCUCUCUGGGGAAGGCAAAAGGUGGCGAGGACUCGGUGCUGGAGCAGAGUGCCUGGUUCCGCCCCCUCGAGGAUUUGGAAAAGCCUCAGCAACCCUGAGAAUAUUUUUAAGGUAUAAACCGUUUCUCAACAAGAUCGACUACUAUAGAACUUACGAUUUUGAGGAGAUCAACGGUUAAUUAGCUAGUUUAGAGCAGAGCAGUGCUAAUUAAAUAAACACUUAAUUCUGUAUGUACGAAUGCACGUAUUCUGUAUGAACCUGGUCUGCUCGUACCGAGUACUAUUGGGUCAAGUAUAUGUAUGGCAUGUAUAUGGAAUUUAGCUGGGUCUUGAAUGUAUUAUGCGAGGAGCUGAGAUCAGGUGGUCUGGUCAUUGUGUAUGUAUGGCUGUAUUUUGUGCUUCUCAUGAUGAGUUGCUCAACUAUGGUAAUGCGUAUGUACGUUUUGGUAA
Messenger RNA from Malania oleifera, 1092 nucleotides. Its product is annotated as late embryogenesis abundant protein At5g17165. NCBI's taxonomy places the organism in Eukaryota, Viridiplantae, Streptophyta, Magnoliopsida, Santalales, Ximeniaceae. Bases 313 to 741 code for a protein of 142 amino acids. The record is from RefSeq and is a predicted model, not a curated record. The transcript is spliced from 2 exons.